Molecule: messenger RNA, 6026 nt
Organism: Culex pipiens pallens (northern house mosquito)
Lineage: Eukaryota; Metazoa; Arthropoda; Insecta; Diptera; Culicidae
Exons: 7
Coding region: 443-5470 (1675 amino acids)
Source: RefSeq, a predicted model, not a curated record
GUGUGUGCGGGUGUGUGAAUGUGGGGGAAUCAGAAACCACAAACAGGAGAAAAAAAAAAUCCCAUCGUCUGAAAAGUGAUAGAAGAUAAACACUCAAAUCCACAAACAUUUCGACGAAAGCCGGGAUAUAAAAUUUCAUCUUCGGCUGUGGCGAUAAAUAAAAAGAAAAUCGCUGUAAAUUUAUUUCGUGAGCCUUAUUGGAAAAAAAGCUGAGCCAGGAAGGCCGCAGCAGCGAAAAAAAAAUCCAGUGAAAUCCGUUGAAGAAAGGAAAAAAACGAAUCCACCGCCGUUGCGUGGGAAGGGUCGUGAAAAUGAGCAUCUCAACUGAAGGAUAAAUAGCUCCGUUUUCUUUUUGAGAGGGGGAGAGUGAAAAUCUCAGCGCAAGUGCCGCGAGUCCGCGAGGGAAGUGGUAUUUAAUAUCGGAAUAUUUCAUCAAGACAACAUGGCUGACCUGCAGGCGACCAUCGAGUUUGCCGUCGAGCUGUACAAGUUCUACAACGUGGACCUGUUCCAGAGGGGAUUGUACCAAGUGCGUUGUUCGUUGCGAGUAUCGCCCCGGUUGCCGGUUCAGGUGGAAACAUGCCUUCCGGACGCUUCGACCACGGGAGUGCCUUCGGCCGUUGUCGCUGCCACGGCUGCUGCUUCUGCAUCAGCUCCUCCAAAUUCCAUGACCUCGGCGGCCGGUUCAGGCACGGGUUCUACCUCUGCCGUGACCGGCACCACCACCACCAGCAAUGCCCCUGGGUCCGUGUCGAGCAGUGCCAACACGCCCAUCUCGACCAAUUCCUCGAGCGGGUGCCAGCCCGGGUUGGGGACGACCCCCAGCAGUAGUAGUGGCAUUGGCGGCAGUGGCAGCGCUGGCGGGGGUUCCCAGGGGACCAACGGGUCGCCCAGCGCGGCCACCACCGGCUCGGGGACGACGGGCUCCACGGCCACCAUUAUCGACGACUGUGGCGCUUCGCGGGUGUUCCAAAUACUGUACCGCAACGAAGAAGUGUCGCUGCGUGACGUCAUCAUGUUCCGGGCGCAUUUACUAGUUGACAGCCGACAUCUGAAGGAAUCUAUCGAACGGGCGGAAUUCUCGUUGAAUCUGGAGCUUUGGUUCGGCGAGCAGACCACGGGCAACGUGCUGAGCCUGGCCUCGACCCGGACACUGCAGCUCAACUUUCACCCGGGCCGGGGCCUGCACUACCAUCUGCCGGUGCUGUUCGACUACUUCCAUCUGGCGGCGGUCAGCGUCGGAAUCCAUGCCAGCCUGGUGGCGCUGCACCAGCCGUACAUCAAUGCUCCCAAAUCGACCAAACCGUGGAUCGGCGGCUCCAAGCUCAACUGCCGCGGGGGCAACUCGCCCGGCCCGCUGGAGGCCAUCUUUUUCGGGCCCCAGGUCGGCGGGGCGGCCAAGUGCAGCGGCGGUUCCGCGGGCCGCCUCAUGCACGCCCGCAACGUCCACCGGGACAUCUGUGCCUUGCUGCUGGGAGCGCUGGAGUCGCUGCGGCUGGCGCUGCAGGAGUUUUGCACCGUGCUGCCCCAUCAGUGGGCCGCCCUGACCGGGUCGACCCCGCUCUCCAACCUGGACACCGAGCAAAGACUGAAGAAGCUGUCCGAUUCGGCCAAGCUUAUGGACACCGAGGAUGACCUGGCGGCGCGGGCCAACUCGGACAUCGCUCAGCUGUGCGCCGAAUGUAUCCUGUACUGGAGACGGGUCCUGUCGGCGGCCAACCAGCCCACGGUGCACAGCUUGCUGGCGAAGAAGCAUCACACGUUGCGGGUGAGACGCUUUGCGGAAGGUUUCUUCGUGAUCGAGAAUCCUCGGCACGCGGCAAGUGGCUGUUACGACUCCAACUACCAGAACUACGUGUCGAUUUGCGAAAUGGCACGCCGGUCGCGGUAUCUCUCGUCGUUACCACCGCUGCCGGUGCACUGUACACCGCUGGACGGAGACGCGAACUCACUGCCGUUGAUCUUUGAAGAUCGCUACACGGAUGGGAAUGAGUACGGGAAACGAAGAUCGGGUAGUGAACCUCACCUUAACGGUCACAGCGGAACGCUGGGGAAGGUGAAAAUCCACCAUCAACCGACGAACAAGAUAGCUCCGAUCCUCAACGCGAAGGAGUGUUCGUGUGGGAUCUCGUCCUGUUACAUUGAUCCGAUGCCAAAGAUGUGCAACAACUACAUGGGACUGAUGACGACACGGUACGCUCUCGGAGGAGAUAUUCUGCAAGCAAGUCUGUCGAUCACUCCAGCCGCAGCCGCUUCUCAGAACGGUCUUUGCGCGAAACCCUUGUCUCGCCACUCGGUCACGACGCUGGUCGAUCCCGGAUGUCAGUGGGAUCAGUUCAAGGCGGUUUACAACCCUGGUACAACCGUAACCGGUGGCACCCUUCCCACUCGGCAUAGCAAAUCACUGGAUCAGCUCGAAAUCCAGAACAACACUUCUUCGUUGCCCCGCCAGCACGUGCACAAUGUCAAUUACAACUACAACAACAACCAGAAGCAAAUCAUCUACCACCAGCCGGGAAAUGCGAUUAUUCAAACCAUUCCGGCAAAGCCGAAGAAGAACCCAGUUCAGGCGGAAGAUCUGUUGAAGAACAUCAACGAGUUCAGAGAGAAAUACAAAAAUCCGGGAGAUCCACGCAAGACUACCAACUCCAACAGUUCAAACAGUACCAGUAUCUACGAGAUGAAAGACGGAACGUGUCAGCUGGUUAAGGAUCACCACCCCAACAAGGUUCAAACUCUGAACCGGAUGCCAAAACAGGUCAACGGAUACGCCGUCCCGAGGACCGACUACAGUCACGAGCUGAAGCAGCCACGAAACAUGGACUCAAACAGCCAGCAAACCCCAAAACCGAACACGACCUGCUACUACAACUCACUCCCGAAGAACGCCGGCAUGGGACUUUCGAUACCACCGAGAAACUCCUAUCCACCGAUCCGAAGUAAAAAACAGCAAUCAACCGGAUCGCUCAACACGACAAAGCCAGACUCCAACACAAUUCCCCGCAGCAACUCGUCCCAGAUGUUGCGAAUCCAGAACGGAACCCCAAACGCGACCAACAGCAACACGCUGCCACACCGCCCUGUUGAGUUUGCCCGGAUUCGCGUAACCGACUUCAAGCAGAUCGUGCAGAACCAGCAGCAGCAGCAACAACAACGGCGCAACAGCAAGGGAACCAACGGCACUAACGAGUCUAGCAGUACGGAAAGUGGUGCCGAAAACACACCAAAGACGCAGCAACGAAACAGCAAACAGCGCCGACUGCUCUCCUCAGCCAGCGUUCCGUUCAAGCUGGAAAACCUCGAGCUGGAACAAGCCAGCGGUCCUCCCGGGUUCAGCGAAAGCCUUCCGAAUCUCGCUCCUCCACCGGCCUUCAGCAAUUCUCCACUUCCACCGAUGCGGCUUCGACGAAGACACUCCAGCAGUGAGUCGACCUCGUCGCUGAGUGAACAGUCCGGCUGGGUAUCGAGUAGACGAAGCAGCGGACCCUCCAGUCCCGAUACGCUGAUGAACGAUCGCCGGGUUGUGAACGGAGCACAGUUGAGGAAGAAACUGCUGAAGCUGCUUAACGAACAACCCCGUUUGCUGGACCGGAAAGGCAGCAAUCAAUCGAAUAUGAGCGAAUUCCUGGUUCGGAGCAACCAGAGCUCGAUGAAGUCCAGGUCCAACACGGACAAUAUCAAGAGUUCUGUUCAGAUUGAAAACUGGAACAACUUGGAAAAGGAGUGGACGGAACCGCGGUCGAUACAAAAAGGUUCCGAACACAAAAAAGGUUCGCAACACUUUACAACGAUAGCCCGUCCUCAGAAGCGUAACACCAAAAAGGAAAAGUCCAAAUCGGACUUUGACCUAGCGACCAUCUCGGACUACGUCUUUGAUGACCUUCGUCUGCUUCCUCCGCAACAAUUCCGAGAUGCACCACCACCACCGGAUGAGUUCCGGGAUCCUCCAUCGUUCAUUGAAAUUAACCCGAAGGAAGUUCCGAUCACGGCGGAACCGCCACUGCCUCAACAACCCCAACCGAUCCUAGCCCCGAUGAUCCCGCAGCAAAAACCAAUUCCAGCAAUGGUCAUCAAACAGCAACAGCAAAUCAUUCAUCCGUCAUCCCAGCAAUACCAGGUCCUUCCCGUACACCAGCAGAUCAUCCAACAGCCCCAAUACAGCAAACCCAUCCUCAAGCAGCACAUCGUCAAAAAGUACGAAGUUCGCGCAAUCGACAACCCCCUCUAUCACAUCUACGAAGUGGUCAAAACUCCUCGCCCGGUUCUAAAAUCCCAAAGUUCCAGCGAACUGGCCGCCAUUGCCAAGUGCGCCGAGACCCUGAACAAUCCAAACGCAACCAACAAUGCGACCCUGAACCACAACGGAACCUCUCACCACGCACCGCAACCAACCCAGCAAAACCACCCAAUCCCACCGGAACGCAAGUCGUCGGUCCGGGACAUGGAACGUCUCGUCGCCCAACGGGACAAGCGCGAGGAGGACGAAACCAAGAAGCGGAUCGAUCCACCCAUGCAGCUGCUCGAGUUUGAAAAGUGCCGCGAGGAGUUCCGCAAGCAGAUCAACUACUCCGGCUCGAUCUACUCGGACUUCCAGAAGCUCGCUUCCGAAAUGCCCUACUUUCACAUCAGCGAUGAGUUCCGAGCGUUCUCGACCGCCGGACUGCACCUGGUGAUCUGCGUUCACGGGCUGGACGGCAAUUCGGCUGAUUUGAGGCUGGUGCGAACUUACCUCGAGCUUGGCUUGCCAGGCGCUCAUCUGGAAUUCCUCAUGUCCGAGCGCAACCAGGGCGACACCUUCUCCGACUUUGAAACCAUGACCGACCGGCUGGUGGCGGAAGUUCUGUACCACAUCGAGACGUACCAGCUGAACCCCACGCGGAUCUCGUUCGUAGCGCACUCGCUGGGCACCAUCAUCGUACGAUCGGCGCUGGCACGACCCCAAAUGCGACCACUUCUGACGAGACUGCACACCUUCCUAUCGCUGUCCGGGCCCCACCUAGGAACGCUCUACAACUCCAGCGGGCUGGUCAACAUGGGAAUGUGGUUCAUGCAAAAGUGGAAAAAGAGCGGCUCGCUGCUGCAGCUGUGCCUGCGGGACGCGCCCGACCUGCGGCAGAGUUUCCUGUUUCGGCUGAGCCAGCGCAGCACGCUGCACCACUUCAAGAACGUGCUACUGUGCGGGUCCUCGCAGGAUCGCUACGUGCCGCCGCACUCGGCCCGGCUCGAACUGUGCAAGGCGGCCGUCCGGGACCAGUCGAACCUGGGCGUGGUGUAUCGCGAGAUGGUCCACAACAUAAUCGCCCCGAUGCUGGCCCGGCCCGACCUCACCCUGGCCCGGUUCGACGUGCACCACGCGCUGCCCCACACGGCCAACGCCCUCAUCGGCCGGGCCGCCCACAUUGCCGUGCUGGACUCUGAGCUGUUCAUCGAGAAGUUCAUGCUGGUGGCGGGCCUCAAGUACUUCAGCUAGCUGGUUGAACCAUCCAGGAUGAUCCACAUGCGAGCAACCUUUGUCCUUUACUGAGGUGAUUUAAAUGUAAACCCACAACGUUGAGUAGCGGAGAUUGAACACAUUUUUACUCAAUGCCAAUUCGGAAAUGACUGAUACAGAGCCUAAGUUACAACUUGUUUGCAAACUCUCUCUCUCUUUAAUGAUAACAAAAAAAAACUACCAAAAAAAGUAAUCAAUCGGUACAGGGUCAUGAAAAACUUCAAAGAAUUCUAUCGUACAUGUGUUAAUUGUUAUGUGUUACGAAACCGGAGGAGAAUGUUGGACUUGUUCUCGGAACAACACAAACAAAAAGAAACAAAUCUUCACUGCCGGAUGUUGAUUCAAUCGUUAUUAGGAAAAGUUAGUUUUUUAUUUGUCAAAUCUCUCUCUAUCUCGGUAAUUUUGUACUAUCGCUUUUACUCGGUUUUUGGUACAACUUUAAUAGUCUGUCUCUGUGUUAGUGCGUAAACAAAAAAAAUAAUCAAAUAUAUUUUAUGAAUGAGACUGAUUUAAUCUUAACCACAAAAAAAUGAAA